CAUGGCGAUCGGUACCUAAUCACCGUUCUUGUCGAUCAGAAAAUCAUAAUACCAACGUAAUAUUGCCUUGAAGAUAAAGUAGUUAAAUUAUUUGACUUGUAAUUCACAUUCGAGUCGAGGCUUGGGUGGCACAGGCUAUUUCUUAAGGUUGAAUCGACGAGGGGAAUUCGAACACUAGUUGUAGUGUUUGAAUUGUUGGAAGAAAUGGUCGCGUGGGGAUGUAGGAAUGAUCUCGCUGCUUGAUUUAUAUCUACGCUUCAUGUAGACAAGUCCCUCAAAAUGGCGACCAAACUUGGAGAUUGCCGAAAAUUAGAGAUAAAAGGAAGUAAGCUUCUUGGGAGGGUUAUCAAGGAGACAGAAGAGGAAUCAGAAGAUGCUUGCCAGCUGCAAUGUGUAGAUAAAAGCCGUUGCCUGUCUUACAAUUUUGGACCGGCAGAAGACGAGAGAAGAUUCAAAUGUCAACUAAGCGACUCUGAUCGAUUUGCUGCAAUGGAAAAUUUCACUCAAGAUGACAAGUUUUCCUACAGGGGAAUACAGAGUUCUUGUGAGAUGAGCGAUUCCAUCUGCGGCGAAAAAGGAAUCUGUAUUCCCAACUAUCAAGAUGGCAGCGUAAGAUGCAAGUGUAAAGAUGGCUACAUAGGACCAACUUGCGCUAUAGAGCCAAACAGCUGCGCUGAACUGCUUCGACACGGUUAUGAUUCCAGUGGCGUAUACACCAUCAAUCCAGGUGGCGGAAAACCAGUGCAAGUGUUGUGUGACAUGAAUACAGAUGGUGGAGGUUGGACCGUUUUUCAGAAACGUGUAGACGGCUCUGUAGAUUUUUUUCUAGGAUGGGAAUCUUGCAAAUACGGCUUUGGAAAUCCUAAUAGCGAGUUCUGGCUUGGAAACGAUAAUCUUCAUCAUUUGACAGACUCUGAUGACGUCAUGCUGAGAGUUGAGCUGGAAGACUUUGAAGGCAACAUCACCUACGCUGAGUACACUACUUUUAAGGUGGCAGACGAGGCUAAUAAGUACAGGCUUUUGAUUGAAGGAUACUCUGGCACGGCAGGUGACUCCAUGCUUGGGCACCAAUCUCUAAGUGGAAUGCGGUUUUCGACCAAAGAUAAGGAAAACGAAAAAAGUCCCGAAUAUCAGUGUGCUUUGAAGUUCAAAGAUGCGUGGUGGUACAGUCGUUGCCAUGAUUCCAAUCUCAACGGCAUCUACUAUGGUGGACCACAUACCAAAACAUACGCCGAUGGAGUUUGCAGGAGACAAUUCAGAGGACUUCAGUACUCACUUAAACGCACGGAGAUGAAGCUUCGACCACGUAUUAUGAAAAAAUAAUUGUGACCUUUUCCUUUGUAAUGGUACAUUAACUUUGUGAGAAAAUGAACGAACAUAGUAUGAGUAGUGUAACGUUUUAAGGCAGAACUUUUAUUAUUUCAUCUUUUUAAUGAGAUGUUUAGUGAAGUAACUAUUACAUCGAUAACAUACAUUGCUCAUCGAUGUUUAACACACGGAUUCUAACUUGAAGAUGAAGCUUGUCGCCUCAAAAUGUCGAAUUGUAAUUAACAUACUUGUCACGAGGCCAAAGAUCGAAGGAAUACACUGUGUUGAUCACGGCCGACUACCAGCAAUUUCUGAUGCCACUAGCUUGUAUAAUCGAAUAUGAUGCACAAUAAAGUGUCAA
Molecule: messenger RNA, 1669 nt
Organism: Pocillopora verrucosa
Lineage: Eukaryota; Metazoa; Cnidaria; Anthozoa; Scleractinia; Pocilloporidae
Source: RefSeq, a predicted model, not a curated record